AUGUACGGCGCCGGACAAGUCCCCCAGACGGGCAUUUCCACCCCCAGAUCCAGCGCUUCUCUCCGGCCGUUGACUCUCUCCCACGGCUCUCUCGAGACUUCCUUCCUCAUCCCCACCAACCUCCAUUUCCACGCCUCUCAGUUGAAAGACAAGUUCGUCGCCACUCUACCCGAAGCCACCGAUGAGCUUGCCCUAGAUGACGAGCCAUCAUCCGUCCCCGACCUGGUCGCCAGAUACCUCGGCCUCAUCGCCCACGAGGUCGACGAGGGCGAGGAUGAUGAGCAAGGCUCCUACGAGGAGGUUUUGAAGCUUGUUCUUAACGAGUUCGAGCGCAAUUUCCUCCGUGGCAAUGAGGCUCACGCCGUCGCUGCCAGCCUGCCCGGAAUCGAGUCUAAGAAGCUCGACUUCAUCCGCAGCUACUACACCGCUCGUGCGGUGUGCAACCGACCGAUCAAGCCUCAUGCCUCAGCCCUCUUCCGAGCAGCUGAGGAUGGGGAUGCCGAAAUCUACACCAUCUUCGGCGGCCAGGGCAACAUCGAGGAGUACUUCGAAGAGUUGCGGGAGAUCUUCAAGACAUACUCCAGCUUUACCAGUGAUCUGAUCACCCGUUCAGCUGAGCUGCUCCAGACUCUCUCUCAGAACCCCAAGGCUGAGAAGAUGUUCCCUAAGGGUCUCGAUAUCAUGAACUGGCUUCACCACCAGGACUCUACUCCUGACGUCGACUACUUGAUCUCGGCACCUGUCAGUUUCCCUCUUAUUGGUCUUGUCCAGCUUGCCCACUACGAGGUGACAUGUAAGGUCCUUGGUGUGCAUCCUGGUAUGCUACGCGAGAGAAUUACUGGUUCCACUGGUCACUCUCAGGGAAUUGUUAUGGCCGCAGCCACUGCUGCCGCCGACUCUUGGGAUUCAUGGCAAGACAUCACCAGCUCCGUGCUCACCAUGCUUUUCUGGAUUGGAACCCGAAGCCAGCAGGCAUUCCCCAUCACCUCCAUGACACCCAAUAUGCUUCGCGAGUCCUCAGAACAUGGCGAGGGCUCACCCACUCCCAUGCUUAGCAUUCGAGAUCUUCCCCAGGUUGAGGUUCAGAAGCACAUUGAUGCUACCAACCAGUACCUUCCUGAGGACCGCCACAUCAGCAUUUCACUUAUUAACAGCCCCCGAAACUUGGUUGUGACAGGACCUCCCACCUCUCUCUACGGUCUCAACUCUCAGCUGCGCAAGGUCAAGGCCCCCGUUGGUCUAGAUCAGAACCGAAUCCCGUUCACCGAGCGAAAGGUUCGCUUUGCCAACCGAUUCCUGCCCAUCACGGCACCCUUCCACAGCAAGUACCUCGCCGAGGCUACUGCCAUGAUCGACGAGGACCUGAAGGACAUCACAAUCGAUUCCAGUGAUCUCGGUAUUGCUGUGUUCGACACCAACACUGGCAAGGAUCUCCGAGAGGAGGUCAAGGGCAACAUUGUUCCUGCUCUGGUUCGCCUGAUCACUCGCGACCCCGUCAACUGGGAGAAGGCUACCGUCUUCCCUGAUGCCACUCACAUUCUGGACUUCGGCCCAGGUGGUGUCUCCGGUCUCGGUGUUUUGACCAGCCGAAACAAGGAGGGCACUGGUGUCCGUGUCAUCUUGGCUGGCACUGUCGAUGGUGGCAUGAACGACCUAGGCUACAAGGCUGAGGUCUUCGACAGAGAUGAGGAGAAUGCUGUCAAGUAUGCCAACGAUUGGGUCAAGGAGUUCGGCCCCAAGCUUGUGACAGACAAGAGUGGACGAACAUACCUCGACACCAAGAUGAGUCGUCUGCUUGGUCUUCCUCCCAUUCUGGUCGCUGGUAUGACUCCCUGUACCGUCCCUUGGGACUUUGUUGCUGCCACUAUGAACGCUGGAUACCAUAUCGAGCUUGCUGGCGGUGGCUACUUUGUUGGUCCCAUGAUGACCGAUGCUAUCACCAAGAUCGAGAAAGCUAUCCCCGUUGGUCGUGGUAUCUCUAUCAACCUGAUCUACGUCAACCCCCGUGCUAUGGCUUGGCAAAUCCCCUUGAUCGGCAAGCUCCGAUCCGAAGGUGUUCCCAUUGAGGGUCUCACUAUUGGUGCUGGUGUUCCUUCUAUUGAGGUUGCCAACGAGUAUAUCCAGACACUUGGACUCAAGCACAUCAGCUUCAAGCCCGGUUCUCUUGAUGCCAUCCAGGCUGUUAUCAACAUUGCCAAGGCAAACCCCCACUUCCCUGUUAUGCUCCAGUGGACUGGUGGUCGUGGCGGUGGUCACCACUCUUUCGAGGAUUUCCACCACCCUAUUCUUUCGAUGUACGGCCGUAUCCGACGACAGGAGAACAUUAUUCUUGUUGCUGGUAGUGGUUUCGGUGGUGCUGAUGACACAUACCCCUACAUCACGGGUGACUGGUCCAAGAAGUACGGCUACCCUCCUAUGCCCUUCGAUGGUUGCUUGUUCGGUAGCCGCAUGAUGGUCGCCAAGGAGGCUCAUACCAGCAAGGCUGCCAAGGAGGCCAUCGUCGCCGCUCCUGGUCUUGAUGACAGCGAGUGGGAGCAGACCUACAAGGGACCUGCUGGUGGUGUUCUUACCGUCCGAUCCGAGAUGGGUGAGCCUAUCCACAAGCUCGCAACUCGAGGAGUUCGCUUCUGGGCCGAGAUGGACCAGAAGAUCUUUAACCUCCCCAAGGAGAAGCGAGUCGCUGAGCUUAAGAAGAACAAGAACUACAUUAUCAAGAAGCUUAACGACGACUGCCAGAAGGUCUGGUUCGGUCGCAACAAGGAGGGACAGGCUGUUGACCUCGACGACAUGACCUACGCUGAGGUUCUGCGACGUCUCGUCGAGCUUCUCUACGUUAAGCACCAAUCCCGCUGGAUCGACCGCUCCUACACCUUCCUCGUCGGUGACUACAUCCACCGUCUUGAGGAGCGUUUGACCUCUACUCCUGGCCAGGCAUCCCUGCUCCAGAGCUACUCGGAGCUCAACCAGCCUUUCGAGUUGAUUGAUCGUGUCAUCGCUGCUUACCCUGAUGCCGAGACUCAAAUCAUCAACGCUCAGGAUGUUCAGUACUUCCUCCUCAUGUGCAUGCGACCCACCCAGAAGCCUGUUACUUUCAUUCCUGUCUUUGAUGACAACUUCGAGUUCUACUUCAAGAAGGACUCUCUGUGGCAGUCCGAGGACCUGGACGCUGUCGUUGACCAGGAUGUUGGCCGAACCUGUAUUCUUCAGGGCCCUGCCGCUGUUAAGUUCUCCACCGAGUUUGAUCAGCCUAUUAAGACUAUCCUUGAUGGCAUUCACGAGACUCAUGUUGAGUACCUCACUCGGGACAUGUACAAGGACAACAAGGCUGCCAUUCCUUACACCGAGUACUUCGGUGGUAAGCUGGUGGACCUCGACAUGCCCCUUGAUGUCGAGGGCUUGACCGUGAGCUACGACACCUACAAGAACACCUACCGCCUGUCAUCGUCCGCUGCGGCCACCCUCCCUGAGCUCGACUCUUGGCUGUCUCUGCUUGCUGGCCCCAACCGCAACUGGCGCCACGCCCUGCUCAUGGCCGAUGUUGUUGCCCAGGGCCAGAAGUUCCAGACCAACCCCAUCCGACGCAUCUUCAGUCCUUCCCGCGGCCUGUUCGUCGAGAUCUCUUACCCCAAUGACCCUUCAAAGACUACCAUUGUGGUCCGCGAGCAGCCUCGCCCCAACCAGUACGUCGACGUCAUUGAGGUCAAGCUUGUUGGCGAGAACAAGAUCCAAGUCAACAUGAUCAAAGAGACCACUGCUCUUGGCAAGGCUGUCGCUCUGCCCUUGGAGUUCACCUACCACCCUGAGGCUGGUUACUCUCCCAUCCGUGAGGUCAUGGAGGGACGUAACGACCGCAUUAAGGAGUUCUACUGGAAGGCUUGGUUCGGUGACGAGGCUCUUGCUCUGGAUGCCGAUGUCACUGCCAAGUUCGAUGGUGGCAAGACUACUAUUACUGGCGAGGCCAUCAACGACUUCGUCCAUGCCGUUGGCAACACCGGCGAGGCUUUCGUUGACCGACCUGGCAAGACCGUCUAUGCUCCUAUGGACUUUGCCAUUGUCAUUGGCUGGAAGGCUAUCACUAAGCCUAUCUUCCCUCGCACUAUCGAUGGUGACUUGCUGAAGCUUGUUCACUUGUCCAACCAGUUCCGCAUGAUCCCUGGCGCUGAGCCUCUCAAGAAGGGUGAUGAGGUUUCCACCACUGCUCAGAUCAACGCUGUCAUCAACCAGGAGGCUGGCAAGAUGGUUGAGGUUUGCGGUACACUCGCCCGUGAUGGUCAGCCUGUUAUGGAGGUCACCUCUCAGUUCCUCUACCGUGGUACCUACACCGACUACGAGAACACCUUCCAGCGCAAGGUUGAGACUCCCAUCCAGGUGCACCUUGCCACCACUCGGGACGUCGCCAUCCUUCGCUCCAAGCAGUGGUUCUCCGUCGACGAGCUUCCUCAGAACAUUGAGCUGCUCGGCCAGACUCUGACCUUCCGACUCCAGAGCUUGGUGCGCUACAAGAACAAGACUGUCUUCAGCAGCAUUGAGACCCGGGGCCAGGUCCUGCUUGAGCUCCCCACCAAGGAGAUCAUCCAGGUCGGCAGCGUGGAUUACGAGACCGGAGAGUCCCACGGUAACCCCGUCAUUGAUUACCUUGAGCGAAAUGGUCAGCCUAUUGACCAGCCUAUCAACUUCGAGAACCCUAUCCCUCUCAGCGGCAAGUCUCCUCUGGCACUCCGAGCCCCUGCUUCGAACGAGAAUUACGCCCGUGUGUCUGGUGACUACAACCCCAUCCACGUCUCUCGUGUCUUCUCCAGCUACGCCAACCUUCCCGGCACCAUCACCCACGGUAUGUACUCUAGUGCGUCCGUGCGAAGUCUCGUCGAGACCUGGGCCGCCGAGAACAACAUUGGUCGUGUCCGAAGCUUCCACGCCUCACUCGUCGGCAUGGUUCUGCCCAACGAUGAGCUCGAGGUCAAGCUCCAGCACUCUGGUAUGGUCUCUGGUCGCAAGAUCAUCAAGGUUGAGGUCCGCAACAAGGAGACUGAAGACAAGGUUCUCCAGGCUGAGGCCGAGGUUGAGCAGCCUACCACAGCGUAUGUCUUCACUGGCCAGGGCUCUCAGGAGCAGGGUAUGGGUAUGGAGCUGUACGCCAGCAGCCCCGUUGCCAAGGAGGUUUGGGACCGUGCUGACAAGUACCUCUUGGACGCCUACGGUUUCUCCAUCACCAACAUUGUGAAGAACAACCCCAAGGAGCUCACCAUCCACUUCGGUGGACCUCGUGGUAAGGCUAUCCGCCAGAACUACAUCGCCAUGACCUUCGAGACUGUUGCCGCCGAUGGUAGCAUCAAGUCCGAGAAGAUCUUUAAGGGCAUUGAUGAGACUACUACCUCUUACACCUACCGCUCCCCUACUGGUCUUCUCUCGGCUACUCAGUUCACGCAGCCCGCCCUUACCCUGAUGGAGAAGGCCAGCUUCGAGGACAUGAAGGCCAAGGGACUUGUGCCUAACAACAGCACCUUCGCCGGCCACUCUCUCGGUGAAUACUCUGCCCUGGCCGCCCUUGCAGAGGUCAUGCCUAUUGAGAGUUUGGUGUCUGUCGUGUUCUACCGAGGUCUCACCAUGCAGGUUGCCGUCGAGCGUGAUGCCGCUGGCCGAUCCAACUACUCCAUGUGCGCUGUCAACCCCAGCCGCAUCAGCAAGACGUUCAACGAGGCUGCUCUCCAGUUCGUUGUCGACAACAUUGCUGAGGAGACUGGUUGGCUCCUUGAGAUUGUCAACUACAACAUCGCCAACAUGCAGUACGUGUGUGCUGGUGACCUCCGUGCGCUUGACACUCUUGCUGGUGUGACCAACUUCAUCAAGAUCCAGAAGAUUGAUAUCGAAGAGGUCAAGGACAACAUUGAGGAGGUCAAGGGCCACCUCCGCGAGAUCAUUCGCGGCUGUGCCGAGAAGACACUCGCCAAGCCCACUCCUCUUGAGCUUGAGCGUGGCUUUGCCACCAUCCCUCUCCGCGGUAUCGAUGUGCCUUUCCACUCUACCUUCCUCCGAUCUGGUGUCAAGCCUUUCCGAUCUUUCUUACUCAAGAAGAUCAACAAGACAUCUAUCGAUCCCUCCAAGCUGGUCGGAAAGUACAUUCCCAACGUGACGGCCAAGCCCUUCGCGCUGACCAAGGAGUACUUUGAGGAUGUGUACAAGCUGACCAACUCGCCCAAGAUUGGUGCCGUGCUGGCCAACUGGGACAAGUACAACCAAGAUGAGGGUGCUACCAACGGUGUAGAGGGUAGUGAGAGCUCCAGCGGCGAGUACGAGGGCUCGGGCCGUGCUGCUUAA
Messenger RNA from Fusarium sp. VM40, 6315 nucleotides. NCBI's taxonomy places the organism in Eukaryota, Fungi, Ascomycota, Sordariomycetes, Hypocreales, Nectriaceae. The record is from the annotation of a GenBank genome assembly.